Messenger RNA from Elgaria multicarinata webbii, 9379 nucleotides. RefSeq names its product ADAM metallopeptidase with thrombospondin type 1 motif 2 (gene ADAMTS2). Gene Ontology annotation, molecular function: metalloendopeptidase activity; zinc ion binding. The record is from RefSeq and is a predicted model, not a curated record. The transcript is spliced from 22 exons. NCBI's taxonomy places the organism in Eukaryota, Metazoa, Chordata, Lepidosauria, Squamata, Anguidae. The coding region runs from base 56 to 3601 and encodes 1181 amino acids. Gene Ontology annotation, biological process: extracellular matrix organization; proteolysis.
GGAACUUCGAGGCUGGCUGCGGAGGCUGGGAUCGGGCUGCGCGACGCCUCCUGCCAUGGCUCCUCCAGCCGGGAUCGCCGCGCUGCUCGCCUGCUGCUGGGCGCUCCUGCUGGCCCCGGCUGCCCCGCGCAGUCCCGGACAGAGAGAUCAUAUUUUGGAAGAUCUAAAAGAAUACAGCCUUGUUAUCCCAACUAGCACAGACUCAGAGGGCAGGUUCCUCUCCAACGUUGUGUCGGGAGCUUUGAAGAGGCGCUUCCGAAGGGACGCGGGGAAUCUAACACACACAGCUGCAAGCGAGCCAAUUUUUUAUAAUGUCACUGUUUUUGGAAGAGAAUUUCACUUUAGACUGAGACCAAACUCCAGGCUGGUGGCGCCUGGAGCAACUGUUGAAUGGCAGGAGGAUUCUAACAUCACUUACGUUGAGCCGCUCCAUGGGAAUUGCCUCUAUGUUGGGGAUAUCACCGACAUGCCUAAUGCAUCCGUUGCGAUAAGCAAUUGUGAUGGGCUGGCUGGCAUGAUUCGCACAGACAAGGACGAGUUUUUCAUUGAACCUCUGCAGAAGGGGAAGCAGGAGGAGGAAGAAGGUAGGACACACCUGGUGUAUCGAAGGGCAGCUGCCAAGAAAACACUUCCCAGUGAGCUCCCAGAUAUCCAGCAUAGAGAGGCUGAUCUAGGCCAUCUAGACAGCAUGUUGAACCUGAUGAAAGAUAAGAUCAGUACCUCACGAAGGAGGAGGAGAUAUCCAAGGCAUACAGUGGACGAUUACAACAUUGAAGUGCUUCUAGGCGUUGAUGACUCUGUUGUACAAUUCCAUGGGAAAGAACACGUUCAGAAGUAUCUUCUGACACUGAUGAACAUUGUUAAUGAAAUCUAUCAUGAUGAGUCCUUAGGUGCCCAAAUUAAUGUUGUCCUGGUGAGAAUCAUCAUGUUGAGCUACGGGAAAUCCAUGAGUUUAAUUGAGAUCGGCAACCCUUCUCAGAGUUUAGAGAAUGUGUGCCGCUGGGCCUACCUACAGCAGAAACCUGAUACAGAGCACGCAGAGUAUCAUGAUCACGCAAUUUUUCUCACGAGACAGGAUUUUGGCCCUUCUGGUAUGCAAGGCUAUGCUCCAGUUACUGGCAUGUGUCACCCAGUUCGAAGUUGCACACUUAACCAUGAAGAUGGCUUCUCUUCAGCAUUUGUUGUAGCCCAUGAAACUGGACAUGUAUUAGGCAUGGAACAUGAUGGUCAAGGGAACAGGUGUGGGGAUGAAGUCCGGAUGGGGAGCAUAAUGGCCCCUCUUGUCCAGGCCGCGUUCCAUCGCUUCCACUGGUCUCGAUGUAGCCAGCAGGAGCUGAACCGAUACCUGCAUUCCUACGAUUGUUUGCGUGACGAUCCCUUUGACCACGACUGGCCUUCCCUCCCUCAGCUGCCAGGAAUCCACUACUCCAUGAACGAGCAGUGCCGCUUCGACUUUGGUUUGGGCUACAUGAUGUGCACAGCUUUCCGCACCUUUGAUCCAUGCAAACAGCUUUGGUGUAGCCAUCCCGAUAACCCUUAUUUCUGCAAAACAAAAAAAGGACCUCCAUUGGAUGGAACCAUGUGUGCUCCUGGGAAGCAUUGUUUUAAAGGUCAUUGUAUCUGGUUAACUCCAGAUAUCUUGAAGCAAGAUGGAAACUGGGGGGCAUGGAGUAAAUUUGGCUCCUGUUCUCGAACCUGUGGUACGGGAGUGAAAUACAGGACGCGGCAGUGUGAUAAUCCACAUCCAGCUAACGGAGGCCGCACAUGUUUUGGGCCAAGCUAUGAGUUCCAGCUCUGCAGCACUCAAGACUGUCCUAAAGAUUAUGAAGAUUUCAGAGAGGAGCAAUGCAAACAGUGGGAUCCUUAUUUUGAAUAUCAGAAUGCAAAACACCACUGGCUCCCAUAUGAGCAUAAUGAUGCUAAAGAAAGGUGCCACCUCUACUGUGAGUCCAAGGAAACUAGAGAUGUUGUGUAUAUGAAGAGACUGGUGCACGAUGGAACACGGUGCUCAUAUAAGGAUUCUCAUAGUAUCUGUGUGCGAGGGGAGUGCUUGAAAGUUGGCUGUGACAAGGUUAUAGGCUCUUCAAAGCAAGAGGACAAGUGUGGUGUGUGUGGUGGAGACAACAACCACUGCAAAGUGGUAAAAGGAACAUUCUCCAAGAUUCCAAAGAAACAAGGUUAUGUCAAGAUGUUUGAAAUCCCACCAGGUGCAAGGCACUUGCUCAUACAAGAAUCAGAUGCCACCCGUCAUAAUCUUGCAAUCAAGAACAGAGAAACAGGGAAAUAUGUUUUAAAUGAAGACAACUAUGUUCCAAACUCCAAAGUGUUUGUCAACAUGGGUGUGGAAUGGGAGUAUCGGAAUGACGAUGAUAGGGAAAUGGUGCAAACGAUGGGCCCGUUACGUAAUGGAAUCACCAUUCUGGCAAUUUCUCAUGGUAAUGCCAAGAUUACACUGACUUACAAAUACAUGAUCCAUGAAGAUUCCUUAAACGUUGAUAACAACAAUGUUUUGGAAGAUUCAGUAACAUUUGAGUGGGCUUUGAAAAAAUGGUCGCAAUGCUCAAAACCCUGCGGAGGAGGUUCUCAAUUUACAAAAUAUGGUUGCCGGAGGAAGACUGACCUCAAGAUGGUUCAUCGUAGUUACUGUGAGUCUAUCGAAAAGCCGAAGCCUAUUCGCAGAGUUUGCAAUCUCCAGGAAUGUUCCCAGCCAAUAUGGGUUACAGGCGACUGGGAACCUUGCAGCAAAAGUUGUGGGAAAGCAGGAUACCAGGUGCGUUCUGUCAAAUGUAUCCAGCCGCUGCAUGACAACAGAAACCGCUCUGUUCAUACCAAAUAUUGCAGCAGCAAUCGUCCAGAGGGCAAGAGGACUUGCAACCGAGAGCUUUGCCCAGCUCAGUGGCGGAUAGGACCCUGGUCAGAGUGUUCUGUAACUUGUGGUAAUGGUACGCAAGAGAGGCAUGUCCUGUGCAGGACCAGAGAAAAUGUUAUUGGCUUUUGUAAAGAAGAAAAGCCAGAGACAAUAAGGCUAUGCAAACUACCUUUGUGUCCCAAAAAUUCAUCAGAUACAUCAAAGAAAACUUACAUGAUACAAUGGCUGUCAAGACCGGACCCAGAUUAUCCUAUCCAGAAAAUAUCUUCAACAGAACAUUGCCAAGGAGACAAGUCAAUGUUUUGUCGCAUGGAAGUUCUCUAUCGGUACUGUGCAAUUCCUGGUUACAAUAAACUGUGUUGCAGUUCUUGUAGUAAGUACAGUAACAAAACAGGAAGUAACUCAACAAGAUCCAACCAAAGUAAAGUUAAUGAUAUUGAAGAGGAUAUCACUCCCAUACUUACAACACCUGUUGAAGUUCAUAUCCCACAUACUACUUCAGGUCCACCAUUGGUUUCCAAGGCAAACAUCACCAGUUCCAAUGCAACUGUAGAUCGGCCGGAAGGUAACACAGUGGAUGUUCCAUAUAAAAUUCAUGGGUUGGAGAAUGAAGUACCACAGCACAACAUUAUCUUGAGGAGGAGACCACCUUAUGAAAGGACAAAGAACCAAAGAAUUCAGGAGCUGAUUGCUGAAAAAAGGAAAAGAGAGAUGCUCAGGAAAUUACACUAAAAUGGAAAUUUAACAACAGUUUUUCCCCCCCUCUCUUAUAGAGAUGUUACCAAUAUCGCAAUAAUGUUCAUGUCGCCAUAGAGACUAAAUACAAAUAGUGGUGCUGUGGCAGAAAUGCCAACUGCUAUAGCCUGCAAAAAUGGAAAUGUAAGGUUAUUUAAUUAAGGUUAAUAUAAAUAUUGUAAUAACGGCUAGGGUUACAAGUUGCUACAGAAACUAGUGCAAUAUCCUCAUAAGUUUCAGUGCUAUGUAGCAGUGCUACUUGGCCAAGGUCAACUGGGUUAUUAUUUUUUGUGGGCUCUCUUGUUCCCUCAGUGUGUAUGCUUGAGUCCAAUGGGAUGUUCCUGGGAUACACUCAAUAUAAUCGACAAGAGGUUCUAGUAGCUUAAUCCAAAAUCCUCAGUAAUGUUUGGUGGCUUAUAGUACAGCCAAUAGAGCCUCUGCUUCAAGGAAUCAUAUGUCUGUUAUUUUUAAAACACUCAAGUCCUAAAUACACUUCUUUGUAAAUAAGUCGUUUUGGUGAAACUUAUUUCAAAGGCAGUGUGUCUGAAGAAAUCCAGUGUGCCAAUCACACCGUUCUUUCCAUUGAAUUCAAUGGUGCUACCCCCAUACUCAGGCAGUAACAGAAUUCCACCUCAAUAUCAAGGAAUUAAUUUAGACCCUCUUUCAGGGAUCAAGCACAAGUAUGUGCUUUGUGUUAACCACUUGAAAAACAAAGUUUAUAUUUGAUGAUGCUACUUCAAAAUCCAGCUAGGGAGGCAGUGUCCUUCAGGGGUGGUAUAAGAGAGACCAAAACAAAAAACAAAACAAAAACCAUCACCCCUCAUUAUGCUACUAUAUACAAGCCAGAUCAUAGUAGCUUUUAACAUUAUCAUUCUUGAGAAGAAAAAGUUUACACACAAGUCUUGGAGAUUGCUCCUCUAAAAGGCAUCACACUAUCUUCUUCCUUUUCAUCAUGCUUCAGAGACAACACAAUCAUAACAUUCAUGAAUAUACUUGCCCAUCAGCUUCAGGUAGACAAAUUUUAACAACUAAUUCUAAAAUAAAAGCUCCUGUUUAUAAACAUCAGCUUGCAUGUGUGUGUGUGUGUGUGUGUGUGUGUGUAUUCUCCCACAAAUCAGAUAAUAUCAUUAUUGGAAAAUUUUCAAAAUUAAAAAUAAUAUACCAACUCACUGGAUUGACUGCCCAAAGCACCCCCAAUUUCAAUAUUUUGUUUGUAUUCAGAUAUCUGCAUUUCACAGUCUUAAAUGCUUGCAAUGCAAAUAUUCAGUGUUUGGAUACUGUAAAUAAUUUCCUCCCAAUUUUAGUUCACAUUCUGGGUAAUUUAGAUGAUUGGAUUUCCCUCUUGUUUCAGUUGGUGCUUUUUUGUGAAGAAAAUGUUGUUUUCAUUUAUUACAUUUUCUACAGUGCAAUGUUAUGUCAUUUUGGUAGUCAACAAUGUGUAUUAUCAACAAUUAAUUAGGACAGCUGUAUGGUAGCAUAAGCAAACACAUGUCAUUAUGGAUAUAUAUGUAUACACAAUACUGAAUCUGCUUAGAUUUUAGCAUUGUAUAGUUUGAGAGCCCUUUGAGUACUGGUUUUAUUGCACACAGCACUUUCUGAAAGCUUGCCUGGAUGUAAGCAGUGUCAUAGUUUGUUGCUACAGCUGGAUCCUAACCAUAUUUGCUCACAAGUAAGCCCCACCAAUGGGACUUACUUGUGAGUAAACAGCCCCAGCAGUGGGACUUCCUUCUUAGUAAAUGUGUUUGGGAUUUACAGCUUGGUCGUCAAACAUGAUGAAAUUCAAAAUUAUCCAUCUUCAUUAAUGAGUAAAUAUAGAUUUAAAGCUUGAGCCAAGUAUGAAAACAAUUAAAGCUUUCCUCUCAUUUUAAAUUGAUAAUGGUAAUAGAUCAGAUGUUUAGGUAUAGCUGCUAUUUUAACUACAUAUCUGGCAGCUGCUGGGAAAACCACUGAGCACAGGCAUAGGUGAGGCUUUCCAUGGACAGAACAGCCAAUGAAUGUCUCUGUGUUUUGUUUUGUUUUGAAAACAAAAAACGUUCUGCUCUGCCUACCAGUUUCAUCAGAGCUAACUUGCCUAAGACAUGAGUGUUUUGCAGUAAAGUUCUUGAUACGGUUGUUGCCCUCAACAGAUUUCAAUGGCAAUUUAUUAAGCAAUCCAUGGUUUGUUGCACACCUUAUAAUUGCUAUACAAGAACUAACUUUAUAGACUGUCUUGUUUUACUGAUGGUACAUAAGCUGCUCAGAGAGCCUUUUUGACUGAGGAGUGUGAUAAAAAAAAUACCUUAAAUUAAUAAAUUUGUUCAAGCUCAGCCAGAUCCAAUGAGACUAACUUGGUAUCAGAUAAUUAAUUAACUAUGUCAUUUUUUAAUAUCCACUAGAAAUAGAAUUUGGCAUGCUGCAAUAAUCAUGGCAUACAAUAUAGGAUUGACUUCACAUUUGAUAAAUAUGGCUUCCCUUAUAAUAUUUAUUUGUUCUGAUCCAGUUCUAGUCAUGUGAUGCAACAAUUUCUGGUGUUGGAUGUGUAUUCCAUUAUAUAUCAAAAGAUACAUCCAGCCAUUUGAAUGGUGAUCAUAGCUGCUUAUGCAUAAGCCUUUUUCUGUACAUAGAUCAUAGAUAGAUCUUAACGCUGGAUUGAGAUGAUUAUCCAGUGAAUGAAAAUGGUAAAAUUCAAAUGUACACUGAUAUCAUAGCAGAACCUAUGAGAAUAUGCAGUAAAAUGCAUAUUCUCCAGACCUUAGGCCUAGCCAUCUCAAACUGUCAAUCUCAUCUGAAAGACAUGAAUUUGCUUCUUUCCUGCAAUACAGUGUAAUUAUUAUUAUCUCAUUCAGUCUUUGUCCCUCACGUAAUCUUAGAUCAAUGCUUUCUCUUAACGUCAAUCUUAUUUAGAGGGAGAUGCCUGUUAGUGUCAUCUGGGUGCUUUUCAGUGAAAAGCUUCCUUUAUUAAUUUUGGUAUCAUUUGGAAAUUACUUUCUUUCCCCCUCAAAAAUGUGUGAUAAGACAUAUACAAAGAUUGUCUUCCAUUCACUAAAUAGCUGGCAUAUUAAUCUGAAAUACAUGCAGAAAUACAUCCAUCGUGAAAGCCAAUUAACUGCAUUGGAAAUACCCAAUGAUAUAUGCAAUCACAUUUUUUAGUCAUUAUGAACAUGUGCUUGACAUGGAAAGACAUUGCUAUGAAACCUGAAAACACAGCUUUCAACCUCUCCUUGGCUACAUUGCACACAUUUAAAAUAUAUUCAGGAUUUAUACAGUGAAAAGAGUUUUGAAAACAAAAAUAGAGUUUGAAGUUACAUUGCUACUUUAAUUUUAAUAUUGGCACUGCCACCAACAGAAUACUUUGUAGCAAAAUAUUGAGCAAUAGCUUCAUAGAAAUGAGGACAAUUUUAUUUUGUUUCAAUAAAAUGAGAGUAGUGCUUUUUGGACUACAGCUACAGGCCAUGAUUUGAGACAUGUAUGGAUAGCUCCAUAUGUGCAGUGGGACUUUCCCCACCUUCAAGGGGAGCCUGACUGGCAGUAUGCAAUGUACAUAGGAGAUUUUUAUUACACAGGAAGUCCUCCAUGGAAGGUGCAAGCUCUUUCAUAUGGACCUGUGGCCUUCAUUAAUUUGGGGGUAGAAAGAGAAAUAUUCAUUAAAGUAGCACUACUACAUGAUGGAUGCCCUUUUACGCAACAAUGGUUUCCCUAUAAUCUUGCUAUGGUGAAGAGCAGAGUGUUAUCCUAAAUAAACUUGCAGUCCGUUAUUUCAUUUCUUAUCUAAAGUUUCCCCAUCCCAUUUCUUAUGUUUCUGGCUCCAUUUCACUUGUUCUCUGUUGGUCUAGAGCAGGACCGGCCCUACCAUUAGGCAGGAUGAGGCAGUCACCUCAGGCGGCAGAUGCUGGAAAGCAGCAGCAAGGUGUUCAAGGAGAAGACUGUGUGCCUUGCAGCCUACUCUGCACCCCCUAAGUUAGCCAGCUGCCUCUAAGUUCAGUGGAGAACGUUGCCCUGUCCUUAGUAUUGAAAACAGAGAUAUCUGCCAGUCCUGUUUGCUUUUGUACAUGUAAUGGGACGGGGCACCACUUUGUCCUUUACCUCAAGCAGCAAAUUGUCUUGUGUCAGUCCUGUUCCAAAGGGCAGGACUAGAACCAAUGGGUGGAAAUUGCAGGUUUCUGCUAUUAGACAAUGGAGCAGACUGUCUUGAGACAUAGUGGGCUCUCCACUAGAAGUAUUUAAGCAGAGGCUAGAUGGAUCUGUCAGGGAUACUGCAGCUACAUUCUGCAUUGUAGCUCCUGCACUGAGCAGGGGGCAGGACUGGAUGACCUCCAAUGUACCUUCCAUCUCUAAAAUCCAAUAUUUGUACAAAUCUACAUUCUGCUCCUGGAACUGAUUUACUUAGGUUGUCAUAGCACCACGACUCUCCAUGAUGCUGCAGUAGAAGGUGACCUUGCUCAUUUUUUCUGUCAGGGUUUCUCUGCCUUUCAGAGUUGCAUGGUAGAACUGUGACAAGUGCACCUUUUCUCAUCACUGCAUCUCUGUGAUGUGAAAAGCUGCAGCUGUUACAUUCCUUCCUGUUGUCCUGCCUUUAAAGAUAUGAGAGACCGCCCAGAAAGAAAUGUUUGUAAUUGUAUAUGAUGCCUACCAACCACCUAUUAACAUUUAAGCACAGCUCCUGCUAAAUGACUAGAAAUGACAAGAGUUCCUGUAGCUGGAAGAUUAAAAUGCAAGUUUAUUGGGGUUUUCCUGUGAAACACACAGUUAAUCUUCAUCUUCACCUCUUCCCCACUUCACCAUCUCUGAACAGAGAGCUUUAUCCUGACCAACCAAACCCCGUUCUAUGAGCUGUUUACUAGUUACUUUUCAUACACAAGUGACUGUUGCCUCUCAUGAGCCAAUAUGCUGACAGUAUAAGUGAAGGAUAACUGCUUAGCAAUUAAUAUGCCUGAACAUACAUACUGGAAAUGGAAUCAACUGUCUGAUACCUGACUUAGAUUGCUUCUUGAUUGCUUUUGUUCUGGAAUAACUGCAAUGCUUAUUGUUCUCUGAAACUUAAACAAAUGGUUUGCUUAUUGUAUUGUGAAGCAUGCAAUGCCUUCCUUUUCAUUGUGCAACUCUCUAUACAUUGCUAUAUUAGGCAGUAUCCUGUUUACUUUUUUCUUUAAUGUAUAGCUAUGUCUGUGGUACAACACGACAGAUUUUCUCACAGGCAUGCCUGAUUCCUGUCACAACCCACAGAUGAAAGAUUGUCCUUGCUCUAUCAAGGAAUCCUAAUUUUAAAUACAGUUUUGAUUCCGAAAACAGUUGUAUAAAUGAAUAAUCCAAUUAGAAUUGCCAUUUCUCUCUCUCUCAACAGUUUCUGCUUCUAUGCCUUUAAUAACAGCUCAGUCUGUAAACAUGAGCAGAAACAACCACCACAAAGAGUCUUGUGGCACCUUAAAGAUUAACAAAUUUAUUAUGGCAUGAAUUUUCGUGGACUGCCCUUGACAGUGAACACUUCAGUGGCUAAUUCCCACAUCUCAAGCUGCAGUUCAAGAAUAUGAGCAGGCCAGGGUAUGGUCAGUGGAAACCCUUAUGUCCAACUGCCCCAGUAUGCACAUUUCAUCCAAAUUAUUGCUGUCCCUGAUAUUUUCUCUAUUUCUGUGGCAAUCUGAAAAAGAAAAGCCCUGCAGCAGCUGUAUUACCUUUGGAACCACAUUGUUUUCAUUUCAUCCCUUAGGAUCACAGCUCUGGCAACACUGGUCCACAUACAAGAGUAUUAAGACUAAGUUUUUAUUUCACUGUGGAACUUCAUCUACCUUCUAUUGAAUA